AUUUACUCAAAAUCAACUCUGCAGAUCUCAGAUCUCAAAAUGUAAACAAAACAGUAACGCUAUAGAUUAGCAAAAAACCAUAAUAAAAAUAAUAUAACUCGUACAUUUGGUUGCAUGUAAACAAAAGUAACAUUCAAAACAUACAAAAUGAUUUCCGCCUUGAGUUAUAGAAAAUAUAUAACGCCUUCGCAAAUAAAAUUAAUAUCAUUAGUGAAAAGGUGUUACGGCAAUGAGCUUGAAAAGAAAUAUUCGGAAACUCAAAAGGAGAAAAUUUUGCAGGUUAUAAAUGAAGACACCGCUUCCUUGUCGAGUUAUGAAGUGAGUAAACCCAGAGCGAAAAAGAUUACAGAAUGGAUUGGAAAGAAUGGUCAAAUGAAAACAAUAUCUGAUAUAGAAAAUGUCAAUAGUUUUACAGAGAAAAUAGCGACGAAGUUGUGUGAUAGUAUUCUUGAUGGUCCAAAGUUAGCAAACAAUAAUUUAAGUAAAAAAAUCAAGGGACAAGUAUUGCAACCAUCUUUAAGUGAGAGUAUGCGACAGUCUUGUAAAACUGUGUUAGCUGUAUCAAUAACUGUGAAUUCAGUUUGUUGGACAUUAAUCAAUAAGGAAAAUUAUGAAGUAACAGAAUGGAAGUAUUAUAAUAUUGAUUAUCCAAAUAGUAAGAAGAUGCAAAUUACUGAUAUACUGGAUAUUGCAUGGGAUAUUACAAAGAAUCUUCCAAUCGCUGACAUAUAUGUAAUGAAAGCUGAGGCGACCACAUUGAGGGCGUCUGGAAGUGACCCUAAUAACCCUAAAGUUUUAGGAGUCAAUUUACAGAAAGCACAACUUGUAGCGAUGAUCAUAGCCCUUAUAAAUUGUAGGAGUAAUGACGUUUGUUUAAAUGGCAGUGAUGACAGUGAAAAGGUACCUAAAGUUUUCACUCAAAAAGUAUAUUUCUUAAGACCUACUCUUCCAUACAGAUUAUACGGCAAUUUAAUUGGGAAUGAACACGUUUCAACUGAUCAAACAGUUGAAAAUUUAUUACAAGAAGCGAGUGAAAAUAAAUCAAGUUCUCACGUCAAUGUACCUGAAAGAUUAGUCACAAUGUUCAGAAAUCAAAAAGAUCUAAAAAAAGAUAUGUUGGGCCAAUGUUUGUUGUUGGCUCUCACAUUCAUGGAUGUUUGUGUAUAUUUGAAUAAAGACAGUAUAAAUAAAUUGUUGAAGCGUGGUGAAUAAUUUAAUUAUUA
Molecule: messenger RNA, 1223 nt
Organism: Melitaea cinxia (Glanville fritillary)
Lineage: Eukaryota; Metazoa; Arthropoda; Insecta; Lepidoptera; Nymphalidae
Exons: 7
Coding region: 148-1212 (354 amino acids)
Biological process (GO): mitochondrial transcription; transcription elongation by mitochondrial RNA polymerase
Cellular component (GO): mitochondrial nucleoid
Molecular function (GO): DNA polymerase processivity factor activity
Source: RefSeq, a predicted model, not a curated record